AUGCUUGGAGCUAGAGCCUUUGCAAAUAUGUCUGCAGUUUGGUUUGCAGUGGAGAUUGGGAGUUUGCGGAUUGUGCUAUCCAUUGCAGCUGUGCAGAAUUGGCACUUACAUCAACUAGAUGUAAAUACGGCCUUCUUACAUGGUGAUCUUUCGGAGAAAGUUUACAUGAAACAUCCACCCGUGUUGAAUGUUUCUUCACCAAACAUGGUGUGUAGGUUGGACAGAUCUCUUUAUGGCCUAAAACAGGCAAGCAGGCAGUGGAAUUCAAAGUUGUGUGAUGCUCUAAGAGCAAUUGGCUUCCAACAAUCCAGAAAUGAUUACAGCCUGUUCACUAAAGAUUCAAAAGGAGGAUUCACUGUUAUUUUAGUUUAUGUUGACGAUUUGAUUGUAACAGGGACAGAUUUAAGGGAGAUUGAAUUCAUCAAGCAUCACUUGCAUGAGCUAUUCAGAAUCAAGGACCUGGAAGAGCUUAAAUUCUUCUUGGGGUUGGAGGUGGCUCGAUGCAGGAGGGGCAUCACUGUAUGUCAGAGAAAAUAUUGCAUCGACCUUCUCAAAGAGUAUGGGUUACUCGAAGCCAAAACAGUUUCGACACCUAUGGACUACACAGUGCCAUUGUCAAAGAAUUCUGGAACUCCAUUAAGCUCAACUUCAGAAUACAGGAAGUUAGUUGGAAAACUGUUGUACUUGACCAACACCAGACCGGAGAUUGGAUAUGCAGUUGGAAAACUCAGUCAAUUCUUGGAUUGUGCCACAGAUAAACACUUUGAAGCUGCCAUUAGAGUAUUAAGGUAUCUCAAGGGAGCACCAGCACUUGGGUUGAUGUUUUCAGCUCAUUCAGACUUAGAGCCAGCGGGAUACUCAGACAGUGAUUGGGGGACAUGUUCGGAUAGUAAAAGAUCAAUAUCUGGGUAUUGUUUUUUUUUUGGGAACUUCAAUUGUAUCUUGGAAGAGUAA
Arachis ipaensis is the source of this 954-nucleotide messenger RNA. Lineage: Eukaryota; Viridiplantae; Streptophyta; Magnoliopsida; Fabales; Fabaceae. The record is from RefSeq and is a predicted model, not a curated record.